AUGACGGCCAUGGCGACCGUCCCCGGCGUCGUGUACCAGCAGCAGCAGCAGCAGCCGAUGCUGCACACACAGCACGCGGCGGCCGGCGGCGGCGUGGGCGGUGCCGCGCCGUUGGCGUUUCAGGAGAAGCAGCAGCCUCAGCCUCAGCAACAGCAACAGUUCGCGCCGGGCGCGGCGGUGCAGGGGCGGCAGUCGCAGGUGUUUGCGACGACACCGCAGCAGCAACAGCAGCAGACAUUUACGGUCAACGGGGUCACGUACAUGGCCAACGGCGGGGCGCCGCAGGUGCAACAGGCUCCGAUGAUGCAAAUGCACCACCCCGGGGUUGUGGGGGUUAACGGGGCUGGCGGGGGAGGGUAUGUACAGCAGCAGCAGCAGCAGCAGCAGCCGGUGCAAGGCUUUGUUGCCGGCUCGCAAGUGGUGCCAGGCCAGAUUCAGUUUGUGGACGGCCAUCAGCAGCAGAUGAUGCUGCAGCAGUCAUCUUUUGCACAGCAACAACAACAACAACAACAACAACAACAACAACAACCGCAACAGCAGUUCGUCAUGUCCAACGGCUCCCUCGUGCAAAUCGUGCAACCAGGCCAGCUGCCCGCCGGGGCCAGGGUCGUGUCCCCGGACCAGCUCCCGCCGGGGGCGGUGCCGCAGUUCAGCCCCCGGCUGGCCAGGGCAGCGACAGCGCCGACAUCGCCCCCGCCGGCGCCGCUGACAGGAAAGGACCCGGCCGCCGGCGUGCUCGGGUUCCCUCCCCACUCGCCCUACACCCAGCCGGCCACGCCGGUGGCCAGGUCCAUGGGGCCGUCGGCUCCGCAGCGGCAGCCCGCGCCCGCCGUUGCGAUGCAGUCUCCCCAGGCUGUUGCUGCUGCUGCUGCUGCCACCGCCACUGCUGUUAGCCCACAGCCCCUGGCGAUGAUGCCGGCGGCGUCGCAGCAGAUGCAGAUGCAGGGGCUGGCGCAGCCGCAGGUGCUGAUGAACCCGGCGCCGCAGUACCAAGAGCAGCAGGCCGUCUGGGUGCAGCAGGGGCAGCAGAUGGUAUUGAUGCAGGUCCCGGCGUCCAUGGGCGGUGGUGGCGGCCAGGUGCUGCUGCCCAACCAGCUGGGCCAGCCCCAGCAAGCAGCAGUCAUGGCGGCGGCGCCGUCGUUUGCCGUCGACGCGAACGGAAACCUCGUCAUGCUCGCGGCGCCGCCACCACUGCCACCACCGGGCGCCGCCGCGGCCCUAACGACGACGGCAGCGGGGCAGGGGCAGCAGCAGCAGCAGUUCUGGACCAAGGAGCGGGCCGAGAAGAGCAAGGCGACGGCCAAGAAGGCGCUCAAGCAGACCAAGAACGCGCUCGUAAAGACAAACGACUUUUUGGGAAAGGCCGUCGCGCCCAUCAUGCCGCUGCUCGCCGUCACGGACCCGGAAGUCGCGGCCGCCUGGCGCGCCAAGCAGCAGGUCGAGGCCGCCUGCAAGGCCGCCGCCGCCUCCGGGUCCGGCGCCGACAAGGCCGCCAUCGGGCUCGCGGCCGCGCUGGGCACCGCCGCGCUGCUGGGCGGCGGCGGCGGCGGCGGUGACGGCGGGGAUGCGGGGGUGUUGGACCUGGGCGGGCUGCUGUCGUUUGGUGGUGGCGAUGGGGAUGACGGUUCGGCUCUUGCGGCUUUCGGGCUGGGCGUAGCUGGUGGCGGCGUGGGAGACGGCGGCGGCCCGUUGGAUAGCAUGGGCCCGCUGCUGUCGGCGUUGAUGACGGCGUCGGCGCAGGCCACGACGCUGGCGGCUGGCGGGGCGGCGCAGGCGCAGGACCAGCUGGCCGCGGCGCAGGCCGCGGACCCGGCGGACCCGGCGUCGCUGAUGCUCCAGGCGCUGCUGCAGGCCCAGGUGGCCAUGCAGGCGACUGCAGAAGCCCAGCCGGUAGCGGUGCCGGCGCCGGCGCCAGUACAACAGGGAAUCGCAGGGCAGCCGCAGCCGACGAUGGAGGGCCUGCUGCAGGCCUUUAUGGAGCAGGCCGCCGAGCUCCAAAAGCUCCGGCAGCAGCUUCAGGAGCAGCAGCAGCAGCAGCUCCAGCAACAGCUCCAACAGCUUCAGGAGCAGCAGCUUCAACAACAGCUCCAGCAGCUUCAGCUCCAGCAGCAACAACAACUCCCUUCGAACCCUCCUGCACCGCAACCGCAACCAGCUCCCGCUCCAACACCCUCUCCCGCCCAGACAGCCCCACCCCAGCCAACCAACACACCAGCCACCGCCGCCCAACCCUCCUCCACCCUCCCACAAAACACCCCCCUCUGCACAGCAACCUGGACCGCCCGCGCCCUCCCAACCUACGGCAUCGCCUCCGUCCUCCUCCCGCCAGGGCCCCUCACCGAAACAGACCGCCACAUCCUCUCCACCCCUCUGCCCACCCUCGGCCCGCACGCCACGCUCGAGCUGGACCUGCUGCAUACGCCCCGCCAGCGCCGCGACCGCCUCGCGCGCCUGGCGCGCCUCCUGCCCGGCGGCGCCUCCGCCGACCCCAUCAGCCUCCCCGUCCUCCUGGCCCCGACGCCGCGCCCGGACCUGGCGCCCGCCGGCUCGCCGGCUGCCGAGUCUGUCGCUCUGGCCGUCGGCCUGCCCGCCGAGCAGGACGGCGGCGACCUGAUGGCCACGUACAAGCUCCUCGUCACCUGCCCGCCGCGCAGCGGAGCCGCCUCCGCCUCCGCCUCCGCCGUCCUCAUCAGCGCCUUUGCGCCGCGCGCCCGCCUCGCCGCCGCCGUCGCCGCCGUCGAGGCCGCGGCGCGGUCCCUGCGCUGGCUUCUCCCUCCUACAACAACAACUACCACCACCACCGCAGACAUCGGCACGCGCCGCGACCGCACCGCCGAGCUGGCCGGCACGCGCUGGCAGCACUUUGACAGCUACGCGUCCCCGGGCGCCUACUCGGCCGGCAGCUUCCGCGAGACGCGCGACCUGUGCUUCUCCCCCGCGCCCGCGUGCGCCUUCUCCUUCGACCGGGCCUUCUCCGCGUCCGUGUCGACCUUUGACUCGUGCGGCAAUGCCACGUCGGACCUGACGAGCCGCCACGACCCGGACCACACCACGGGCGAGUACCGGCUGUUUGCGUGUCGCGGGGUCAACGAGGACGGGGACGGGGACGGGGACGGGGAGGAGCAGCUGGUGCUGGCCGAGGACGGCAGCCUCGAGGUCAGGGUCUGGGCCGUCCAGAGGCUGGGGCCGGGCUUGAUGGUGAUUGGGGGCAAGAAGUAUCUGAAACAGUCGUAAGGGAGGCCGGGAAGGGCCGAGGAGAGACGGGGGGGACGCUGGGGAGAACAAAUUCAUCCAACAGAUGGCUUGUACGCACUUUUUUUUUUGUACAAUAGUUGAUCAUGCCUUUUUAAUGUACAUCCAUACAUGAACCAUGUACUCUUACAUUCCGU
Messenger RNA from Gaeumannomyces tritici R3-111a-1, 3389 nucleotides. RefSeq lists its product as hypothetical. The transcript is spliced from 2 exons. Bases 1 to 3234 code for a protein of 1077 amino acids. The record is from RefSeq and is a predicted model, not a curated record. NCBI's taxonomy places the organism in Eukaryota, Fungi, Ascomycota, Sordariomycetes, Magnaporthales, Magnaporthaceae.